Pyrgilauda ruficollis (rufous-necked snowfinch) is the source of this 2880-nucleotide messenger RNA. RefSeq names its product RBPJ interacting and tubulin associated 1 (gene RITA1). The annotation marks the transcript as partial. Gene Ontology annotation, molecular function: tubulin binding. The record is from RefSeq and is a predicted model, not a curated record. Gene Ontology annotation, biological process: nuclear export; Notch signaling pathway; negative regulation of Notch signaling pathway. The transcript has 3 exons. Gene Ontology annotation, cellular component: cytoplasm; nucleus. Lineage: Eukaryota; Metazoa; Chordata; Aves; Passeriformes; Passeridae.
AACCCCCGGGGCCGCCGCCGGGUGCGGGCGUCCUUCGUGGAUGAGUCGCUGUUCGGCCGGCCCGCCGGGGCCCGCCCGCCGCCGCCCGCCUUCCCGCCGCCCUGGGCGGCUCCGGCCGCUCCCUCCGCCGGCGGCUCCCGGCCCGGCAGCCAGUGCAGGUCCCGAAGCCACGCUCCGUCCUUCUGUGACGAGUCCCUGUUUGGUGCCAAGCCCCAGGGUCCUGCCUGGGCAGCUCCGCGGAUGAGGAAGGAAGAUGUAGCCAAGCUCCAUUCGCUGCUCUGGAGCCCCCCGCCUGCCCCCCGGAGCCAGCCUGGCCUGUCCCCACGCUGCAGGGGCACUCCCCUGCGAGCCGUGCCCCCGCCGGCCCCCGCGCCCCCGGCCGCAGCUGAGCCCUGCCGCAAGGAGAGCUCGUGUGGCUGCAGGCAUCCCAGGAGCGAUGGGAGCCCCGCAGGCUGGGCUGCUCCUGGCAGAGGGCGCUCCCAGUCUGUCAGCCGGCUGAGCACCCCCCCGGACAGGAUUCACCUUUCUUCCAGCCUCGGCACAGAAAGGUGGAAGAACCAGAGUGCUCCAACAACCCCUGCUGCCCCCCAGGGCCCUCUGGUGAGGGGUCGGUCCAACAGCGUGUCCGGAUCUCCUGUGCCCAAGAAUGCCAAGGCAGCAGGUGGCUGCACAGCCAGACCCCCCUGGAAGUGAUGCCAAGUGUCCCUCUGGAUGUACAUACAGCCUUAGUCUACCUGAGACCUCGUUGUGACCAAGCCCACGAGGACCCUGGGCCUUUCCGUGGCUGGAAAUGAAGGAUGGGGCUGUUCCAUGCUGGAAGACAAGCCAGGAGCCUGAGGUGACCACAGUGCUGGGAGCAGCGGCCUCCUGGUUCAGGGCACACCCCCGUGGCACCAAAGCGGGACAGCCUUGGUGGGAGCAGCUGCUUCCCGUGAUGUCCAGGGGCUGUCACAGGAGGUUCCUGCUGUCUGGGAAAUCCAGCCAGGAGGUCGGAGCAGCAGGAGACAGGAGUGCCCCCGGUGCAGUCCAGGGCCCGUCCAGGCACAGGUACUGAGAGGCUGCUGAGGCCCUCCCAAAGGUUCCCUUCUCCAGGAAAUGAGCUCCAUUCCCUCUGCCUGGCUGCACAGGAUGUGCCUUGGUGUCUCCCUGCUGUCCUUGCUUUGUGCCACCAACACCUUAUGGACUCCUCUGACAAAGCAGGACAAGGGAGGACGAGCACAGAGGUGAGGAAAGCACUGCCCUGCAUCCUGCUGGCAGUGGGAUGGCCCCAGGCUGGAUGGGGUUAGUGACAGAGAAGGAUCUGCCCAGGGAUUUUGGCAGCUUGUGGUGUGAGGAGGUGCUGAGUAGAUCCAUAAUUGUGUGGCUGAGGGCUGUGAGGUGCUCACAGCAGUGCCACCGUGUCACCAAGUAAGUGCUCCGAGACAAAUCUGAGAUCUGUGGGAUGCUGCUGAGUGAUGUGGGCAUCUCCAAAGCUCCUCCACUUCCUUUGCUGAGGUGGGAAAGAGCAGCUCUGUGUGUAUGAAGGUGGAUAAAGGGCAUGGGGUGGGUGAUGUGGGGUUUGCAGGCACUGCUCCCUGGGGAGGGAGGCUGCAGUGAGAGCUGCUGAGGUUACUGGGAGUUUGGUAACUCCCAUGCCCAGGGAAACACUCACAUUCACCCAAGGACAGCCAGGCCAGGUUAGGAGCAUCAUUCUGUCCCAGAAAUGAUUUUAUUGCACCUUGAGCAGCAGCAGGAUUGGGCCUUGACCCACUCCAGCAGGUGGAGCUGGAGGCAGCCAGGAGCCUGCACUGAGGAGAAUUUCUGCUCAUUUCUGGGCCUGACAGGAAGCAAGAAUAACCUGACGUUAUUAAAACACGAGAAGGUGAGUGAGGAUGCUGUGAUUCACUCCAAGCUCUCAGAUCUCUCCUCGUGCUUCCCACUGAGGCAAUCCAGCAGCUCUUCUCCAGCUGGGGUAAAACUGGGGGGACAGGAAACAACUGAGGCCUUCUCAGAGGAGGGGCUGGCGGUGCUGGUGUCAGUCCCAGCCUGAUCAGCUGUGUUUGUGGGCACAGUGAGUGCAGGCUGUGGAGGCUGCAGGUCUCACUGGGCUGGGAGAGAGUCCCGAUGUGAUUUGGACACUAGAUGGAGACAAGAGGGUUGAGGAUUGACACGGAGCAGGACUGCUGUUCCAGCAGCAGGUGGGAGAGCCAGCGAGGGGAGUCCUCAGCAAACUGGGAAACUGCCCUGGAAUCUGAGCAGCAGAGAACUGAGCCAGUGUGAUCCUGGAGAGCUGGAGUCCUUGAAAGAGGAAGCCUCUUAAAAUAAGGAGAGAUUUUAUCUGAAAAUCAAGUUAACAGUGGCAUGUGUGGCCAGGAUUGGCCACUUUACCCCCACUGCUGUGCUUGGGGUCCAAGGAAUCAGUGGGGGAAACUAGAGCCCAUCUCAUCAGCCACACUUUCCUGUCCCACACUGGCCCAGGUUGUCACCAAGGCCUUCCAGGAGGUCAGAACUGGUACUUCCGUGCUAUUUACACAUGAGGACGAUGUUGGUUAAGUAUAAAUGUGUUGUUUGCAUUUUGUUCCAUGAUUCUCUCUCAGAUUGGUGCUUUACUGUUGCCCUGUCCUCUUGUUGUGCCAGAGCUAUGCAGCCCAGCACGAGAGCAAAAGCUGCUCUGUUGCUGCUGGAGCUGGUGCUCACGUGGAAGAAAACCCACAUUAAAUCUGAAUGAAAUGAGGUGGGGGAAGUGUUCAGUUGUUUCCUCCCUGCAGAUCCGGCCUGUCCAGCGUCACUGGUGUCAGCUCGGGCCAGAGUUGUUGAUACAGAGGCCUGAACCAGGGGAUCCUCCCUGCUGCUGCUCUCAUUAUUCUGCCUGCUCAGCACUGACAUCAGUCUCACCCUCCA